This is a messenger RNA of Aspergillus terreus NIH2624, 7677 nucleotides long. RefSeq lists its product as uncharacterized. Gene Ontology annotation, molecular function: acyltransferase activity; phosphopantetheine binding. The coding region runs from base 1 to 7677 and encodes 2558 amino acids. NCBI's taxonomy places the organism in Eukaryota, Fungi, Ascomycota, Eurotiomycetes, Eurotiales, Aspergillaceae. The transcript is spliced from 2 exons. The record is from RefSeq and is a predicted model, not a curated record.
AUGGAUACCACGCAUUUCCUCCCUUCCUCGAAGGCAAAGACGGUCUUGCUAUUUGGCUGCCAAUGUCUCUCCUUCAAUGAAAAUGACUUCCACCGGCUCCGUGAUACGGUCCUGGACUCUCCCGAAUACGGUUGGAUGUUAGAAGUCAUCUCGGAGCUUCCUGUCUAUUAUCGGACCGCAUCUACCUAUCUUCCGAAGCUGAAGACAAUCCCCGGGGCACAACAGCUCCAUGCAUUGAAUGACUGGUUCAGGACAGGAAACGUGCCGGCUGAGAGAUUCCCAUUGCCUUAUAUCCAGCUGGCUCCACUGUUAAUGAUAACGCAUUUCCUGCAAUACCUGCAGUACAUGAAGCUCGUCUACCCAGACUGUACAGCAAAUGGGCACCUGCGUCCAUCGUCAGACCUUAUUGUGGAGAAUGUUGGAUUUUGUAUCGGGUUAUUAAGCGCUUCUAUCGUGUCCAAUUCGAUACGUGUGGACACCUUCCAAGAGCGUGCGUCGGUUGCUUUGCGGUUGUCCAUGUUGAUGGGUGCCAUUGGUGACGCUCAAGAGAUGGAGGAGGCAUACACGUCGCUGGCGACAGUGUGGAAAGCCCCUGAGUUGGAGAAGAAAUUGGCGGGCUGUCUGAAGGACUUCCCCAAGGCUUACGUUACUGUCUGCUUCGAUGAGAACCGAGUGACAAUCAUGACACCCCGGCGAGAUGUGAGACGGCUCCAGCAGAAGCUCCAAGCAGAUGGAUUCAUUGCCACUCAAGUCGAUUUCAACGGACGGUAUCACUGGUCUGGGAACGAGGACGCCUUACUUCCGUUGAUGAAGAUAUGUGCUGCUGAUCCAGCACUGCAGCUUCCAGGGAGAGAAAAGCUGGGCAAGACUGAGUAUCCUACCCACGAAUUCGUUCUCCGAUCAAUCCUCGUGGAGCAAUGUCAAUGGCUACAGACGUUCUCUAUAGUGCACAAGAAGCACCUCUCGGAUACCGAUGCAGUCAUCGUGGAAUUCGGCCCCGAGAGAUGUGUACCUCCAAACUUUCUUCGUUCUCUCUCUGGGAGGGUUAUCCAUUUUGCCGAUUUGGAUAUCGAUAUUUCAUCUCGGGUCUCGCCACUCCUCCAGACACCCCGCGUGUACGAUGAAGACAUUGCCGUAGUUGGAAUGGCGUGUCGUGUUGCUGGUGCAGAUGAUUUGGAAGAGUUCUGGAAGUUGCUAUGCUCGGGACAGUCGCAGCAUCAGGAGCUUCCCCUAGAACGAUACAAAGACUUCGAGACUCCGUGGAGGCCCGACGCCAUCCGGCCAUGGUUUGGGAACUUUGUUCGAGAUAUCGACGCUUUCGAUCACAAGUUCUUUAGGAAGGUUCCCCGAGAGGCGAUGUCUCAGGAUCCGCAGCAGCGUCUUGUCUUGCAGGUGGCCUAUCAGGCCUUGGAGCAAGCAGGAUACUUUCAGCAGGAUGAUAUCGACAAAAAUAUCGGAUGUUACAUCGCUUCCUGCACUGUGGACUACGAGCACAACGUGAACUGCCACCCAGCAUCCGCAUACGCUGCCACCGGACUCCUGCGGAGCUUCCUGGCCGGCAAGUUAAGCCACUACUUCGGAUGGAGAGGGCCAGCGUUCUGCGUUGACAGUGCUUGUUCGGGCUCCGCUGUUGCCCUACACCAAGCCUGCCAGGCCAUCCUGAAAGGCGACUGCACCGCUGCCAUUGUGGGCGGUGCAAAUGCAAUAAUGAGUCCGCUUGCAUAUGACAACCUUGCCGGAGCAUCUUUCGUGAGCCCCACUGGGCCUUGCAAGCCAUUUGAUGCCAAAGCGGACGGGUACUGUCGAGGAGAGGGCUUUGCGGCAAUAUUUAUCAAGAAGAUGUCAGACGCUCUAGCAGCCGGUGAUACGAUACUCGGGACUAUUGCCGCCACAGCAGUAGAGCAGAAUGCAAACUGCACUCCCAUCGUGGUUCCAGAUACUCAGUCCCUGGCUGGUCUCUUCAAGAAAGCGACCGCCCGUGCACACAUCCUGCCUCGUGAUAUCUCUGUUGUGGAGGCACAUGGAACUGGGACGCAAGCUGGAGACCCGGCGGAGUAUGCUAGCGUUAGGCAAUCCCUCGGAGGACCUCAGAGAAAAGCACCGUUGUUCCUCGGAUCUGUCAAAGGCCUUGUAGGUCACACCGAAGGGGUUUCUGGCCUGAUAGCUCUGGUCAAGGUGCUCCUGAUGCUCCAGGAAGGAAAGAUACCGCCACAGCCCAACUUCCAGACGCUCAACCCGCACAUAUCAACGUCGCAUGAUGACAAUAUGACUAUUCCUACGCGCUUGAUGCCGUGGGACGCCGGUUACCGUGCGGUCCUCAUAAAUAAUUACGGGGCUUCCGGGUCCAACGCAUCUAUGGUCAUUACACAGUCUCCUGCAUCUUCCUUGCAAGACUGCCAAUCGUCAAUACACACGCCGGGCAAUAGCCUCCCAUUCCGCAUGUGUGCUUCCGAUGAGAACAGACUACGUGACUAUGCUCAGCGGGUUCGCCAGUUCAUUCGUGAAAAGUCGAUCUCAGCAGGGAAUUCGGCCUCUCUAGCCAAUAUAUCCUACAACAUGUGCCGUCAGUCCAAUCCUGCUCUCGAAGCUCAGAUUGCAUUCCGAUGCGCAUCGCCGGAGGAGUUGGACAAUAACCUCACCGCCAUCAUCGAUGGGAGGGGUCCGCAGAUCACUAAGCUGAGAAAAUCAAGUCGCCCAGUGGUACUCUGUUUUGGUGGCCAGGUCUCGACGUUUGUCGGGCUAGACGGUGGCGUCUACGAUGCAUUCCCAUUGCUGCGUCAGCACCUUGAUGACUGCGAUACGACCCUGAAAGAAAUGGGCCAUGAAGGGCUAUAUCCUGGCAUCUUUGAACAUGCACCCAUCAAUGAUCAGGUGAAAUUACAGACCAAGCUAUUCGCCCUGCAGUACGCAUGCGCUCGGAGCUGGAUCCAGUCAGGCCUCUCUGUUGCUGCAGUGGUUGGUCACAGCUUUGGGGAGCUCACGUCGUUGUGUGUAUGUGGCGCUCUCUCCCUUGCUGACGCUUUAACUCUUGUGGCUCGUCGCGCAGCCAUUAUCCGAGACAGCUGGGGAAGCGACUCGGGGGCGAUGAUGGCAGUCGAGGCAGACCGUGUUGAAGUAGAGCAGCUACUCAAUGAGCACAACACUUCGUGUCCUAUUGGGGGCUUCCCUGCCAGCAUUGCCUGCUAUAAUGGCCCACGGAGCUUCACAUUGGCUGGGUCUACCAGUUCCAUUGACAAGAUCCAGGAUGUCAUCAGGACGAACCUCAGGUUCUCGCACAUCAGGACAAAACGUCUCUCUGUGACGAAUGCGUUCCAUUCCUCGCUAGUGGACCCUCUUGUCACUGAGCUCGAACACGUAACCGAUGGAUUGACAUUGAAUCAGCCAUCUAUCCACCUGGAGCAUGCUACUGAAAAUCCGUCGAACUGCACCAUCCCAACUACCUUUGUUGCCGAUCACCUUCGUCGCCCUGUUUACUUCAACCAAGCUGUCGAACGCCUCGCAGAGAAGUACAAGUCUUGUGUCUGGCUUGAGGCAGGAUCAAACUCCACCAUUACGUUGAUGGCGGCGCGGGCAUUGGGGUCCUCCGGCGAGCAUCAUUUCCAGGCCGUCAAUAUCACUAGUAACGCAGGCCUGCAGAAUCUCACCGACAGGACUAUCAGUCUCUGGAGGGAGGGCGUGUUCGUUCGCUUCUGGGGUCACCAUGCUUGCCAGUCCCCGGAAUACGGCCCUGUUCUUCUCCCUCCAUAUCAGUUUGAAAAGUCACGGCAUUGGAUGGAUAAUAAAAAGCUACCAUCCACUACGUCGCAUCCAACAAGUGCACAGGCAAGAGAGGAUGAUCUGAUUUGCUUUAUGGGUUACGAGGGACGAAACAAGGAGACAGCGAAAUUCCGCAUCAACACAGCUCACCCUCGCUACCAGAGUGCAGUAACCGGACAUAUUGUUGCACACACGGCGCCUGUUGCACCGGCAUCGAUUAUUCUCAACACCGUUCUGGAAGCCCUCUUCAGUAUACCCGAAGGUAAAGGAAUGGUGCCACAGGUUCACAAUGUUACAAGCGAUGCGCCGCUGUGUCUAGACCCGUCCAAGGAGCUUCAGAUAGAACUCACCACCCAGGAUCCAAAGCGACGCAUAUGGGACAUGAAGUAUAUCACACACGACCCGUCUAAAGGCCAGAAAUCAAGCCUUGUCCAUUGCCAGGCUCGGAUCAUUCUGUAUCAACCUGAUGAUGGCAAGGUAUCCAACGAAUGGGCCCAAUACCGCCGUCUCGUACCGCACCAUCGUUGCAAAGAGCUUCUCAAUAGCCUCGAUGUCGACGAUAUCAUCCAAGGUCGUGCGAUGUAUCCCUCGUUCUCCGAGAUUGUCGAUUACUCUGAGCAAUACCGCGGCGUGCAGAAACUCGUCGGCAAGGGGACCGAGUCCGCGGGAAGAGUGGUCAAGAAAUACAGCCCCGAGACCUGGGCAGAUCCAUAUCUGUGUGACUGUUUUAGCCAGGUAAGUGGUUUCUGGGUCAACUGCAUGACCGAUCGCGCGCCUACGGACAUUUAUCUUGCAAACGGCAUGGAGCGCUGGAUGCGCACUCCGAAAUAUGCAGAUACGGCGACCCCUCGUCCUGACAGUUGGGAUGUCUUUGUGAUGCAUCAGCGUCAUGAAGGGUAUUACAUGAGUGACAUCUUUGUGUUUGACCCCAGCACAGGGGACCUUGUCGAAGUAUUUCUCGGAAUGCAGUAUGCCCAGGUGGUGAAGACAACAUUUUCGAUGAUUCUCAGCAGGUUUGCCCCUGGGUGUGCUGUCCCCGUCACGAACCAAAUUGCUAGGGCUGCUGAAAAGUCUUCAUCUUCCUCGAGUCUACCAGGCCAUCCCAAGCCGCCUGUGACUGGUGUACCAAAGAAGAGAAAGUCGGACUUGGCGUCUCAUGUGAAGGCUAUUGUGGCGAACUUCUGCGCGAUGGACCCCAGUGAGAUCCAGGACGACGGUAACAUGGCAGAUGCAGGAAUUGAUUCCCUCAUGGCCAUGGAGCUUGCCAAGGAAAUGGAGGAGAAGCUCUCUUGCACUCUUGCCCCGACGGACCUCAUGGAAGCCGAUACAUUCCGGGAUUUAGUAAAGGCGGUUGAAUCGGCAUUGGGUGAAGAUGCUGAACAUGCGAGUACUACAAGCGAGGAGCCCGACGAAUCCAGCAAUGCGUCCAAUUCUGACCAACUACUCGCGACUCCCAUGUCCGAUUCAGUAACCAGUGUCACAUCAUAUGCUUCCGAACUGAAUAUUCCCCAUGACAUCGUCCUCGAGGCCUUUGGCGAAACCAAAGCUCUGACCGAUCGCUUCCUGGCCGAGAACCAAUGCAGUGGUCGUCUACAUGCCUUUGCUCCGUUGCAGUCUCAACUCUGUGUUGCUUUGACACUGGAAGCUUUCGAAGAGCUGGGUUGCUCGGUGCGUACUGCAGCUUCUGGUCAACGCAUGGCGCCUAUUACGUUUGAUCCUCAACACCAGGAGCUGGUGGACUAUCUGUACAAGAGGCUUGAAGAGGCGCGUCUAGUGGAUCUGGACGGAACUACUGCAGUUCGCACUGCAAUCAAGCCUCCUGUCAAGUCGAGCACGGCUAUAUUGGAAGAGAUCUCACGAGUCUACCCCGAAUACUCCGGUGCUAGUCGUCUGGCAUAUUUCACUGGGAGUAAGCUCGCUGCUGUGCUUCGCGGAGACCAAGACGGGCUGCAGUUGAUAUUUGGCACAAAGGAAGGCCAGGAGCUCGUCUCUUGGAUGUACGGUGAUGAGCCACAUAAUGUCGCCGGUUACAAGCAGAUGAUAGACUUCAUCCAGCGAGUAGUACACAAAUUGCAGAAGCCUGGAGCAUCUGGUCCACUCCGCAUUCUCGAAAUGGGAGCGGGCACUGGGGGAGGGACGAAAUGGUUCCUCCCAGAGCUCGCGAAGCUGGGGAUACCGGUAGAGUUCACUUUCAGCGAUAUUUCGCCCGCAUUUCUGGCGCAGGCGAGAAGGCGUUUCCGCGAAUACCCCUUUGUCCAAUACCGGGUGCACGAUAUAGAGAAACAGCCCGCAGACGACCUCAUCGGCACCCAGCACAUUAUCAUAGCCAGCAAUGCUGUGCAUGCCACAUCGAAUCUCCAGGAGUCUACGCGCCAUAUGCGCCGCGCGCUUCGGCCGGACGGUGUGCUCCUGAUGCUGGAAAUGACGAGGCCGCAGUUUGCCAUUGAUAUCGUGUUUGGUUUGUUCCGCGGAUGGUGGGUGUUUAACGAUGGGCGGAACCACGCUAUCACCAGUGAGGAACGAUGGGAGACCGAUCUUCACGCUGUGGAGUAUGGCCAUGUGGAUUGGACGGAUGGGCAUUCUGCAGAAGUGAGUGUGCAGCGAGUCAUCUUUGCCACUGCUUCUGGUCCGCAGCGUGAGAGACUGCCGCUUGGAGUGCCGAUGGUCUCCACUAAGCCAGCCGCCGAUAUGGACAACUCGGGCCGGCAACGCAUUGCAGACGGCUAUAUACAACGGACGGUGAACUCUUUUGAGGCGCCUACUGCUUCUUCUGCAGAAGAUGUGAAAGACGUAUGCGUGCUGGUAACCGGUACAACUGGAAGUCUCGGUAGCCAUAUUGCUGCGCAUCUCGCUCGGCUGCCGACCGUGACAUCGGUAUUUUGUCUCAAUCGACGUAUGACGAAGGGAAAUGCACUAGAUAGACAGAAGCGUGCUUUUGAGACACGUGGAAUUGAUCUCACCACGGAGGAGCUCGAGAAGCUUUCCGUCUAUGAGAGUAGUACGGCGGAUAUUAAACUGGGACUGAAUUCAACCAACUACAAAACGCUCGUCUCCUCCGUCACGCAUAUUAUUCACAAUGCCUGGCCUAUGAACGGCGCAUCUUCAUUAUCCAGUUUCGAGCCUCAAUUCUCGGUCAUGCAGAACUUGGUGCAUCUAGCGCGAGAUAUCGCCUGCGCACGACCAAGGGCCACCAAGGUUCACUUCCAGUUCAUAUCCUCCAUCAGCGUGGUUGGACAGCAACCCCUGAUCACUGGUCGUCCUGAAGUUAUUGAGGAGAGACAUGAGAUUGAAGCAGCCUUGUCUAACGGAUACAGCGAGGCCAAGUAUAUCUGCGAGCGCAUCCUGGAUGAGACCUUGCAUAAGUAUCCAGAUCGGUUUGCGACGAUGGUCGUUCGUCCUGGGCAGAUUGCCGGCUCUUCAAGCAGUGGCUGUUGGAACCCAAGCGAGCAUCUUCCAGCUCUAAUCAAGUCUUCUCAAACUCUCAGGGCGUUCCCGAAUUUCCAAGGUCUUCUUUCAUGGACUCCAGUUGAUGAUGCUGCAGCAACGGCAGUUGAAUUGCUCCUUUCAAACAAGGCUCCUUAUCCGGUCUACCAUGUUGAUAACCCCGUCCGACAGGACUGGUCGGCCAUGAUACAUGUACUCGCUGAUGAACUUAAUAUCCCCUCCGCCAAUAUCAUCCCGUUUGCACAGUGGGCCCAGCGCGUCAGGACGCUCCCCGGAAUGAAGGAAGACAACCCAGCCAUCGUGAUGGUUGACUGGCUGGAGAAGAACUUCGAGCGCAUGUCUUGUGGAGGUCUACUGCUGGGCACUAGCCAUGCAGAGGAGCAUUCACCCACGCUGGCUCGGGUGGGACCAGUCAGUCACCAAGUGGUUCGGAAGUAUGUGCAACGAUGGAGGGAAAUGGGCUUCUUGCACCAGUGA